AUGAUUGAUACCCCCCCUCACAAUGAGUGGCACUCAUCUGCCAUGUUCCUCUUCAUCACCUCCUUUAUCUUGUCUGAAGACUUAUCUACAUGUGUGCAGAAGAGGAAUGAACGAUUCCUUCUCCCCGAUGAUGAACCAUUGAAUGAAAGUCUCUUUGUAAGUAAAGAUGCUAAACGGGUGCAGCAGGGAGGAGGUACCCCGGGUGAGGACAAAGACGAGAACGAUCAGGGGGCAGACACAAAUGCUGAGCCGGAGGAAAACACAAACAGCUACUUCAUGCAAUUAAUGAAGAGCAGACUUAAGAACCCACUUUCUAUUCUCACCGGAUUCACCAAGAAGGAUCCUGAAAAAGAGGAACAGCAACCAAGUCCAUUAAAAGACGAAACAGAUGAUGCAGCCAAACUUCCACACGGGGAAGACUCAUCAGGAAAGGAAGAAAACACAAACGGGUUCAUACAUGCAGAUGCAGGAAUGAGAAAAGAUCAUUUCGAUUAUAAGUACUAUCUCCUAAAUCUAAUGCUUAUGCAAAAUAGAACCCAAGAGAAGAAACUCCUGUUGAAUAAUUGCGACUUGAUAGACCAAGUGGACUUGUCCUCCACCAACCUCUUCAUGCUUAACAGUUACCGUAUCACGUCGGAAGAUUCUGUUAGCCUCUACUGA
Molecule: messenger RNA, 660 nt
Organism: Plasmodium fragile
Lineage: Eukaryota; Apicomplexa; Aconoidasida; Haemosporida; Plasmodiidae
Exons: 1
Coding region: 1-660 (219 amino acids)
Source: RefSeq, a predicted model, not a curated record